Rhagoletis zephyria (snowberry fruit fly) is the source of this 1650-nucleotide messenger RNA. Lineage: Eukaryota; Metazoa; Arthropoda; Insecta; Diptera; Tephritidae. The record is from RefSeq and is a predicted model, not a curated record.
AUGACUAUUCUACCGAAAAAGAAACAAAACAAAAACAACGGGGACGAUGAUCGUGACAAGGAUCAUCCCAAUGAACGGUACAACUAUGCUCAGAUUAGCAACUCCAACCAGAAUGGCCAGAUUUCACCCAAUAGUCGAAAUUGGUCUUCUAGAAGUGACGACAAGCGUUCAGCUCCCGAUUCCGACUGUCCGAGUGACCAUUCCAACUUGGGAAAUCCUCACAUAAAAAGGCGGCAUCGAAAUAACCGUGAACGUGAUGGCAACUCUGAUCUGACUCGGUCGCUCAUCGGUUCAGUUCGAAACAAGUCUUCCCACAACAGCCCUUCGAGUUCACCCCGAGACUUAAACCGGGGCAAUGUUGAUGGUGAUCUUUGCAUGCCGGGAUCUAGCGGAAUGAUGACGCGACAGGAGAGCGAAUUGGCUCACUCGGGACUGAUUGUUCCCAGAGUGAACCAUGAAAUGAAAGACGAUAAGAAAGACAAUUCUGGCUACAACAGUGGGGAUGAGUACCAGAAGCCUAGCGAGCAUUGGACCAACAAUGACUGGGACGAAAAGGAGCGAAUUUUCGAAAGAAUUAUUCGCAAGAAAGGCCUUAUCAUCAAGAAAAUGCAGGAAGAUGGUGCAUGCUUGUUUAGAGCUGUCGCUGAUCAAGUUUACGGUGACCAAGAUAUGCAUGCUUCAGUGCGAAAACUUUGCAUGGACUACAUGGAAAAGAAUUGUGACUAUUUUUCUCAGUAUGUGACGGAAAACUUUUCCAGCUACAUACAACGAAAAAGGGACGACCGCAUUCACGGAAAUCACAUUGAAAUACAAGCUAUGAGUGAAAUUUUCAAUCGUCCAAUUGAAGUGUACCACUACACACUGGAGCCAAUCAACACGUUUCAAGGUGUCAAAGCGAGUGACGAACCAAUCCGUCUUUCAUAUCACCGCAACGUGCACUACAACUCAAUUGUCGACCCGUACAAAGCCACCAUCGGCGUGGGGCUUGGUCUUCCCUCGUUUAAACCUGGCCUAGCUGACAAGACAUUGAUGGAAAAGGCUAUGCUCAUUUCAGAGCAGCAUGAGUUGGAGCAGGCAAUGCUAGAAGAUAAAAUUCGUGCCACUGAUUGGGAAGCGACCAACGAUGCAAUCGAAGAGCAAAUUGCACGAGAGUCUUACCUUGAAUGGCUCCAUGAGAGUGAACUGCGAUCUCGUAAAAAGAAGCAUACGACGAGCGCUACGUCAACCCAAACAAAGUUUAUUGACGAUGAAAACCCCCAUAUUCCGUCACCAAAGGGAUACCAUUCUCCUCGCUCAACAGUCAAAAGUCCAUCGAUAGAUCGUGAUAUUCGAAGCCCAAAGAGAAACGAAGACCCGAGCAGCAAGUCAAACUGUUACAGUCGCAGUAUAGAGAAUGAAGCGACGGACUUUGUUCAAUGCUUUACCACCUAUUCAGAGACUUGUCAGUAUGAGGACGAAGAAGAUGAAGACGACGAUGAUGUUUUGGCUAGAGUGCUUGCCCAAUCUCAGGCAGAGUAUCUGGAUUCGCUGAAGAGUGCACAUUCGGCUUCCAAGUCAACCACCGCUACGAAUGACAUGCCAGCAGAGACAGAUACCACUUCGGGUGAUUACAUCUCUAACCAGCCCUCUACUUCCAAUUAUCGUUUAUAA